AUGCCGGCUUAUUCAUUCCUACUCGCAGCGGCCGCUAUUGCAAUCCUUGCUUUCUACUGGCAAAAAUACGUAAGGAGCAAGCCUUGCAGUCUUGUCUACCCUCAUGCGGAGCAACAUGCACACCAGGUGCCGGCAUCCCAGCUUUGUUCCUUAAGCCGCUCAGUGACAGAGCCGUUGGAUGAUAUUGCCUCUAAUGUAGACGCCUUUGAUCUGCCCCAACUGGCGGGCAUACUCGGCACUCUGGUUGAAGAGGGCUUCCAGCCGCGCAGGACGCCGUCAGAUGCACCUGCGCAUGCUGAUGAGCUGCUGCCUUCUGUCGCCGAUGAUAUUGCGGACGUGGAAUCCGCUCCAACGGCGCUGGGUGCAGCCUGCCUGCAGGCGAGCUGGUUGCUGGUGCAGUUAGCCAGCGGCCCUCCCGAGACCCGUAAGGCUCUUUCCCGGGGUAUCAGGGCCGAACGAGUCGCGGCGUUCAUGCGCGCUAUUCUUCCUGUGGACCUCCGGGACAAUCCUGCCCCGGGCAGCCGCGCGGCCUGCUCGGCCUUCGCAUGUAAAUCUGCUAGAUCCUCGGAACUGCGCUCAUCGUCCUCCAGCCAGGGAACACCGGACAGCUCCUGCACGCAGCAGCACCAGCACCAGGAGCACCAGCACCCGCUACUCACGCAGCAGCAGCAACAGCAGCAGCACGGGCACUGCGUCACUAUUCCACGCAGACAGCUACCAGAGUCUCUAAUUGAUGCCGUGCUCCGUAACUGCAGCUGGUGUCUGCUGCUUCUCUUCGAUGCAGGGUGGGCGCUGCCUGCCUGCGCUCAAUCUCAACCUUCUGUUGGGAAUGCGGCCUCUUACACGGGACCGGCGGGAGCGUCAGUGGAUUUGGAGGCAAUGGAGCUUGCAGUUCUGUCCGGUCACGCGCUGCUGCAGCAGGGACUAUGGGCCUCAGAGGCAGUGGCCUUACAGGGGGCCGAGUGCAGCUGCAGGGAGAGCCCGCCGGCCGAGGUGCUGGUGCGACUGGUGCAGGGCUGGGAGGGACUGGAGGCGUCGGUAACGGCGGCAGCUGUCUUGGCAUGUCUGGCGCUACUUGAAGACGCGGACGCGCAGCUGGCGCAGGGGGCGAGUCAGCUUCUACUGGCCUCACCCACCUUUGGCUACAUGUGCGAGGUGCUUUGCCGGGCGCGCGGCGUGGCAACGGCGUCAGCAUCGGAAUCGGCAGUGGUUGAUACUUGGGCUGGCGUCGACACGGGGCUUUCCGGGACUUUCGGUGUUAGGGCAGCGGCGGUGCCUGCGGCGGCGGCGCUUCCCAGGAAACCUGCGGCACGCGCCUGUGAAGUAAUAUCUCAGUUCCUAUUGCACACCCUGUCGCAGCCGCAUAGCGCCGGGCUGCUGCUGCAGCAGGCGGUGGCGGACCAUGCGGUGAACUGGCUGCUGCACGCAGCGGCGCUGCCGUUGGCGCUGCGGCGCCAGCUGGUAAAAAAAUCGCCGACGCAUGGCAUGGCAAAGAGCCCCGCAGCGGUGCCCUCGGGUUUGGGGCGGAAGGGUCACAGCUUGGGCUGCCGUAGGCGGACAUGGCGCACCGUGACCUCAGGAGGCUUCCUGCUGGCUCCGGCACCUCACCGAGCAGAUUCAGAGCGGCCAUCAGCCAACACCGUCCCUGCUGCUGGUAUGGGAGGCGUCAAUCCGCACCUGCAUGAGCAGGGCCAAGCACACGACCAGCGGCGUAUCCUGGGAGGAGGCGCGGAUGCGGCUUGGGAGCCGGACGCGGCACUCCUGGGCGCGCAGGCCCUUGGAGGCCUUCAGGACCUCGAAGAUGAGUACUUCAUGGACGCCCACGAGUAUGACCCGUGGGUCGGCGAGGAUGCCGCAGCAGGCCACGGUGCCGCCGACAUAAUUCCGGAGCCCGCAGCUGUUAUCGGCGCACCUGACGGUGAGCUGCUUGUAGAUGGGCGCGCCUCCCCGGCUCGUGCCGGCCCCUCCCUGGCUGCCGGCAUGGACCGGCCCGUGUCAACCCUUGCGGUCGCAUGCCGACUGCUGCUGGCCUGUGGCCGCCUGGACAGCGCCUUUGGGGCAUUCUUCUCGGACCUCCGCACUGCCGGUCGGGCGGCACUUAAGCGCCGCUGCCGGCUUGGUGGCAAACCUGGUGGCUACGCGCGCCGUGGCAGCUUGGACGGCCGUCUGCGGGAGCUAGCCUCCGCAGCGGCGGUGCACCAAGCAAUGGUGGCGGCGUUGUGGAGCGCGAAUGGUAGCAGCAGCGGUGGCGCGGGCUUUUGUGGCGGUGGCAGCGGCGGCGGUUCUCUGAGCUUGCUGACACCCUCGGGCAGCAGCGGCCUGAGCCGCGCUAGCGCAGCCGCCUGGUGGCCACCAUCAAGCAUGAGGAACAGCGGCGCAGCAGCCGUUCCGGAGGGCAGUUCUCCAGCUGCGCCCUACCCGUACGACAGGUCCGGCGCUUGUUUGAGUUCCGGCACCGAAGCCUUUGCUGACAGCGGUUGCGCCGAUCCCGUUGGGAUUUUUUCAAACACGCAGCAGCAGCAGCAGCUAGCGCAACUGCAGUUGCCUGCGGGAGCACUCACGGACGUCAUGGCCGGCGUGGCGGGGCUGAUUGAUGCCAUGCUAUGGCGCAGCCCAUCUCUGGGCUGUGGACGCUGCCUACGCGGCGGCUUGACGGACACCUACGACUCCAUGAGCGAAUCCAACACGGCGGAGAGCCACCUGUCCCAGGAGCGUGGCAGCAUGGACACGGGCAUGGCCCAGGGCGGUCCAGCUGCGGCGCCCGCAUUGCACAACAUCCAACUCGGGCAGUGGCGCAGUGCGGCAGCGCAGCCAUGGCAAGAAGGUCGCCGAUGCUCGAUUCCCGGAGCAUUGCAGAAGUGGGAGGAGAGCGCUGGAUGCCGGACGGAAGCCGCCGACCCAUGGACAGCGGGUGCCCGUUGGGGAGGGGGGGCGGCGGGAAGCGCCGCCGCGGUGGGUGGCAGUGGCGUCCCGUGCCAUGUUGCAAGCCUUAGUGACUGGCAAGGCGGGGCUGAGAUCAGCGGGCAGGUCACAGAGCGCUGGGGGUCCGAGUCGCGGCUAAGUGGCCAGGGCGAACUACCACAACACCCGGGCCCGCCUCAGGAUCACCAGUACCAAGCUGGCAAUAGCGCAGGUACCGUGAUGGGGAUAGGUUCGAGGCAUGGUGGCCCCCAGUACCGACGCAGCAGCAGCGGCGGCGGCGGCGGAGACCCUUUGGGACUCUAUGCGGACGACGGUGGCUCUGUCUCCGACGCCGAAGCGGAGGAGCAGCAGCGGCAGUCGCAGGAGGAGGUGUGGCGGGCGUUUGAGGAGGAGAGCGAGGACGCGGAUGCGCAGUCGGGUCUAGCGCUGGGACGUGGCGCGGUGGCCACGUGGUUGAGUCUCUCCUCCCCUAGGCACAUGGUGCAGCAGUGGCUAAGGACCGAGAGCAUGCCCGGCGCUACGAUCACUCACCUUGGGGCCACGGGCUCGGGCUGUUGUAAACCGUCGGCCUGCUGUCCCAGCUGCGCCGCGAGGAGGGCCUCACACAGCGCCGGGCGUACGGAUGGCGCUGGUGCGGAAUGCUGCUGCCCUUCCAGCAGCUGCCAAGUGCCGUUAAUGUCGCUCAGCGAUGAAAUACUUGGUCAGGUUGCCACCGUCGCAGCGGCCGCGACAGCCACUGAUGCAGAUGCAGCAGCGGCAGCCGUUGAGCCGCUAAAAGCGGGUGAUCGCUGGUCCAGGAUUGAAACGGGUGUGGCCGUGGGGAACCCCAACGCGGACGUCUCUGCGUCCUCACUCCGCAUCCCCGAGAUGUCAUUCUCGAGUUGUCAAAGGGUGUCUGAUGACCGCCAAUCCGCCAGAGAGGAGAAUAAGAGCGCUGACGGCGCCUCGUGUUCCUUCCCGGGGACGGUGCCGCGGCAAUGUAGUCGUGACGGCGCAGAUGGCGCCGCCACACGUACCUCAGUGGCGGCGAUGGAGCAGCUAGUGCUGCCCGACCGGGAGAGGACCUCUGCUGGUAGCUCGGUUGCUAGCCGGCUUCCGCCGUACACUUACUUUGGCUCACCGCAGCUCACCGCGGCGGCUCUCGCUGUCCCCGUGGACGUAGCAACGAUGGUCACCGCCUCGCUUGCUACAGCCGGCCGCAGCUCCAAUUCGGCCGCAAGCAGGAUCGCUAUUGCGGCCGCGGCGGCCGCCGCGGCAGCUGCGGCGUCGAACGUUGGCGCGGCCGGCACAACGACAGCCGCCGCCACGCUCGCUGCCUCUGCAGCGCGCGCCAAGGCUGCAGCCACAACCAACACGAACAGGCCUGUCGACGCCUCUGCUGGCAGUGAGGGGCGCUGGCUUGGCCCUAUGCUGGGUGCGUUCGAGGCGGCGGAAGAAGUUGAACUUGAGUCCGAUACGCAGCUAGCAGUGGACAACGGUGCCGGCAAGGGCAAUGGUAGUGGUGCUGAUAGCAGCGGCGAUUUCGGUGUCAGCAGUUUCCGCUGCUGCCGUGACGGCGGCGUUGGCGGUCACGCCAAGCCAAAUGCCCCGGUUCCCCUGACAGUCCUGGAGCUGCCCUACCCAGAUGCUCGUGGAGUGCGCCUGCUGCUGGCGGAUCGUGCGGCUGUAGCACCCUUUGCUUUCGACACAACCGACGGCGGCGCUGAGGUUGUAGCAGCGGCACGAUCUCCCUGGGUUACACCGCAGGCGUCUGAGGCUGAGGUGCUCUGGUGCAGCACAUCCGGAAGAGCGGAGUGGUACGGCGGUACGGCGGAUAUGCAUACACCGUACAACGCUGGUGGAUGGGCUCGGUCCGCUGGCAAGGCUCCGGAUGCGGGCCCUGUGAAGCUCGUGUCCACAGCUGCAGCUGCCGCGACGGCUGCUGAGGCCCUGGCCUCCAUUAAGACUUCUGCGCGGUGCCCCCCUGGUCCGUGGUGUGCUGAUGACUGGCGCCGCGCCAUGGGACCCGUCGGAACUGGAACCGCCGCCACCCCAGUUGACGCAGCCGCAGGUGCAGCUGAGGACAAGGUUGCUGUGUUUGCGUUUGGCAGUGAGCUGGUGGGGGUGUCGUCUAGAGGCUUCCGAGCGCUCCGGCGCUGCUCCCCCUUGCUGCACGGCUGGCUGUCCCGGGCGCCCGACCACACGAGACCCAUCACCCUGUUGCGAGUUCCCGGCCUGGACGACAGUGCCAACAGGCGCCCCGACGAGGAGGAGGAGGGGGAGGAGGGGCCUCCGGGGGAUCCGGAGCCGCAGGUACACGCCUCAGGGAGGGAGCCCAGCCUCCGGUCGACAGAGGAGGUGCACAGCGGAGAGGAGCCCCUGGAGCAAUUGUGGCAGUUGUGGCGGGCUGCUGACUACCUGCAGGUGGACGACCUGCUGACUGCCGUAGAGGACGAGCUGGCCCGCAGGUUCACACUGCCGCACCCGCACGGCACCGCUGCUUGGAACGCCGCGCUGUCGCUGGCGGGCGCACAACAGCACUUUAUGGGAUCGGCCUCGCGUCUUGCGCACCUGUGCGCGCUGCACUUCAUGCGGCGGGUGUGGGGUGUGCUGGGGGAUGAGGAGCUGCUGUUGGCUGCGGGAGCGGGUGCGGGAGUGCUGAGUCCGGCGGUGGCGGCGGAGGUCCGCGACCGGCUGGUGGCGCUGGUGGCCCUGGCGGACCUGGACCUGUUUGGGAGGAGUUGUUGCUUUGGUUGCCGCUGGUGCCGCAACUCCUUUCCCGUUUCUGUACAUGAUGAGGCGGGAACAGCGCUCGUAGGGAAAUACAAGGAGGAGACGGGUAGGGAGUUGCAGUGGGAUCGAUGUAGGUCGGGUAUAGUACGACGGGUGAACGGGGCAGGGCAGGUACCCAUUGGUGGUGGUGGCCACCAUUGCCGGUGGGACAUGGGCGCGCGGGGCACCGGACGUAGUGGAGUGUGGGGUGUGGUGCCACAUGUACUGCUGACCGCUUACGUUAUUGCUUAUGUGGGCCACCACAGCGAGUUGCAUAGCGGGUGCGGCUGGAAUAACAAGAUGCCGGUAGAGCUGCUUGGCUCCCGGCUGUGCCUCGACGCUGGCCUCCGAUCUAUUCUCUCCAGCUGCACCUCUAUCCGGACCGCCCAGCACGUCGUGGACGUGAUGCUCGCACCCCCAAAAAUGAGGACCUCGCACUUGGCGGCAUUCGCGGCCAUACCCGUCGCUUUCCAGUAG
Molecule: messenger RNA, 6150 nt
Organism: Volvox carteri f. nagariensis
Lineage: Eukaryota; Viridiplantae; Chlorophyta; Chlorophyceae; Chlamydomonadales; Volvocaceae
Exons: 22
Coding region: 1-6150 (2049 amino acids)
Source: RefSeq, a predicted model, not a curated record